Molecule: messenger RNA, 1255 nt
Organism: [Candida] anglica
Lineage: Eukaryota; Fungi; Ascomycota; Pichiomycetes; Serinales; Debaryomycetaceae
Source: the annotation of a GenBank genome assembly
ACACAACAACAAAAAUUUUUACACAUUAUUAUCCUUCCCAUUAUUACCUUUAGAAAGAAUAUUUAAAAUGUGUGCUUAAAUCUAUUAUAGUUUUAUCUAAGAAAAAAAGAGAUUAAAAGUUUUAAAAUAAAAAAAACUGUUAAUACCUACAAAAAGUUGUUGUUACAAACCCCCAUAAAUAUGUUAUCGUGAAAUUAAAAUUAAUUCACCCGUCCACUAUGGCGUUCAUACGAAGAAGUUACAAAUAAAAUUGCUAACCAUUACUGAUCCAAAUAUAUUAUUCAAUUCCCAAAUUUUUACAAAAAAAUUCCCCACUACUACUGAAAACAUUACCAAUACAAUGUCGUCUACUGAUCCAAUGAUUUUUUCUGCUGAUUCAAUUAUGUUUGAAUCGACGGAUACCCUUGCCCCAACCACUCUUGCUUUUGACCUUCCUCAAGGACACGUCAAGCAAGAACCAUCUGAUGAGCUUUCGUCGCAUCUUCCAGGUUACUACGGAGAUGCCUCGUCUCAUUCUCAGAUUGAUUCCACCUCGCCUUUUGACAUCCACUCAGCUGUGUUGGACUCUGUGUUCUCCACUUCUGCCGACGAUGCUCAUCCACAGGACCACACUCCUAUGUUUGACGAGUUAGAUCUUAUUGUCGAUGGCGCUAAGGCCAACUCCAAGGAUGAUUGGGUUUCCUUGUUUGGUGGUGAAGAGAAGUCUCUCGCUACUGAAGAUUCAUCAUUGAUGCAAACCAACGUUUCUAACGCUCCUAAAAGACUCUUUUGCGAGAUUGAAGAAACUUUUGAAUUUGCUCCAAUGAAGAAUGUUGAAGUUUCACCACAAGAACAAUUGAACACCCCAAUUCAUUCUGCCAACACCACUCCUUUACUUGAUGUUUCAAAGCCUGUUUCUUUGGCUAACAACACCACCUUUGCUGAGAAGACCGACAAGGUUGAUCACUUGGGUUGUGUUACUUACUCAAAGAAACAAAGAACUCAACCAUUGAACCCAGUGAAAGCUGAUGUCAGUGAUCCAGUUCUUUUGAAGCGUGCCCGUAACACUGAAGCUGCUAGAAGGUCCCGUGCCCGUAAAAUGGAACGUAUGGGCCAAUUAGAAGUUCGUGUUGAAGGUUUACUUCGCGACAAGUCUGACUUGGAGUCUGAAGUUUCUAGAUUGAAGGAGUUGUUGAUGGUUAACGGAAUUAGCUUUUAACCGCUGUCAUUAUGACAAUUUCAGUUCUUGAUGUGUACUCAUUCUGAGUUACUACUU